Ylistrum balloti is the source of this 2726-nucleotide messenger RNA. Its product is annotated as protein-L-isoaspartate(D-aspartate) O-methyltransferase-like. Lineage: Eukaryota; Metazoa; Mollusca; Bivalvia; Pectinida; Pectinidae. The record is from RefSeq and is a predicted model, not a curated record. The coding region runs from base 192 to 965 and encodes 257 amino acids. Gene Ontology annotation, molecular function: protein-L-isoaspartate (D-aspartate) O-methyltransferase activity. The transcript has 6 exons. Gene Ontology annotation, cellular component: cytoplasm. Gene Ontology annotation, biological process: protein modification process.
UUUGGUCGUAAGGUACGUGUGUUGUCUGGAAGCGCAGUAGCAGAAAUUGAUGCAAUUUUGCUGUUAUAUUGCCUGUGAUGGACUUACCAGCUGUCUCCCCCACUUAAAAAGUGACCAGCAUAUUUCGUGUGGACCUGGUUUUUAACCUUGAUGACUACAACCUCUGCUAUCUGAACUCUGUUCAGAGUGUAAUGGUUUUUAAGAGACUGGUUUCUAAGAGCUUUCGUAACUUGUGUUUAUUUGUGGGACUUGUGUCACGGCAAAUUGUGGCCAGUAUGGCUUGGCGAUCCAGUGGUAACACCAAUGCCAACCUUGUGGAAAACUUAAGAUUGAAUGGUAUUUUGAAGUCAGACAGAGUAGUACAGGCCAUGCUACAGGUAGACAGGAAGAACUAUGUGAAGAAUCCUUUGUACGCCUACGCUGACUCUCCACAAAGUAUUGGCUACUCUGUCACCAUCAGCGCCCCUCACAUGCAUGCACAUGCCCUAGAACUGCUGUCAGACCAUUUGAAGGAGGGGUCAAGGGCAUUGGAUGUAGGGUCAGGAAGUGGCUACCUGACAGCUUGCAUGGCUCUGAUGGUUGGUAAAUCUGGAAUGGCUGUAGGAAUUGACCACAUGGAGCAACUGGUUAGUAUGUCUGUGGACAAUGUAAAUAAAGACCCUGCCAUUGGUCAGUUGCUGGAGACUGGACAGAUGAAGCUAGUUACUGGGGAUGGUCGCCAAGGUUACACUCAGGAUGGUCCUUUUGAUGCAAUCCAUGUAGGGGCAGCAGCCCCCAAACUACCCCAGGCACUGAUAGACCAGCUAAAGCCUGGUGGUCGCCUCAUCAUUCCUGUAGGAGAGCACCACCAGCAACUACAGCAGAUAGACAAGAUGGCUGAUGGCACAGUCCACAAACAGAAUCUGAUGGGCGUGAUCUAUGUACCACUGACCAGCAAAGAGAAGCAGUGGCCAAGGUCUAAAUAACAACAUACUGACCUCACUGAGAUCCACCAGUGAUGAACUUUGACCUGAGUUACACACGUCUUACCUAUGUUGUUUUGUUACUGGUUAAAUUGUUACCCUACUGAUGCAACUGUGGAUAGUUUUAUUGUUAUUCUUUCGUGGACAGUCACCUAUUCGUAAAAUGGCAAACUUUUAAGUUAACACCUGCCUGGUAUUCCUGUGGAGCCCGGAUAUUUUGGAUAGUCUCCCUUGAAGGUUGGACCCAAGGAUAUGAUUUUGGCUGUAUAUGACUUUUAGAUGAAGCAUGAACAUAUAUUUACUUGUGUGAUUCAUUUUAAUGUGAUGUAAUUUUCACACAAUAGAUGGUUUCCAGAAACUUCAUGUUUUAUCAGAAUGGUCUUGGGACAAGAGAUCAUUGGAUGUCAUUACUGGUGAAGUGAAGGUACGAAUAAAUGUUGAAUAUUAUGUGGGUAGCUUCUUUUUUGUUGAAAAAAUCAUAUGCAAAUUUGAUAGUGAAACUGGCUACAAAAUUGAAAUGAACUUAAUGUUUACAUCCUUAUUGAGACACAUGUUUAGAUUACCUAAUGAUCAUGCUGCUGAGAUGCAUGUGUCUUUCAAACUUUUAACUGUACAAUGCCUCAUGUCAAUAAAUCUACCUAUCAUAUGACUAGGUCAAGGUCAUUGAAAUCACUAGCUGUUCGCCUAUUGCUAGCAUUGAAGUUUUUGCUGUCAAAGUUUUCGGCAGUUUUUUUUUUAAGCCAAAAGAAAAUUUCAAAAUCUGUGUUAAGUAGAUUGUAUGACAUUCAAUAAAGUGAAGGAAUUCUUUCAAAUACUUUCUCUCAGUCUGGUCAGAGAUUGUUGUCCUCGAUUCUUAUCAUUGUUUUACAUCUCACUGUUUCUGAUUUUUUUCUUUCUAAAAAGAUAUUAAAAACUGUGUCAUAAGCAUUGAAUUAUUUAUAUCAAAACACAAAAUUAAGGCAGAAUAUCUGAAGACAUAUGAUAUUAUAUAAAAAGAAAUUAUACAUAAUUUGAAGAGUUCUGUAAUAUUUUUAUAUUUUGAAAGAGAUUACAAGAUGUAAAUAUAGUGUUAAAUCUAUAAUCUGGUGAUUGUAUCCAUAACGUACCACCACAUACAUGUAUCUUUAGUCUUAUGUAAUUAAAUAAUACACAUAUCUAUAUUUUAGAAAGUGUAAAUUAAUGAAUAUUACAUGUUUUUUUCAUUGUAAUCUGGUACUAACUGUAAAUGAUAUUUUCAAAAGUAUAUGAAUUUGAGGUUUGGUAGAAAUAAAAAUAUCACCAUUAUUUUUGAUGAACUUCAGAAUAUAGAAUUUUGUUCUGGUAAAAUAAAUCACUCUCAUAAAUCCUACAUGUUCUUUAUUUAAAGAUGAAAAGAUAAAUAGGUAGAAAAUACAUGUAUUUUGUUGGUAUUGAUACUAACCAUAUUUGAAUUACCCAACUUUUCCAAAAUAUUUCCUUGUGGUACAUAUGUACAUGUAUUUGAUUAUUGAUGUUUUUCUGUGAUGGAGAUUCAACAGGUAUUGAACUGGAGAUUGGAGUCUGUCUGUCCUUCUGAUGAAAGCUUUAUUGUAACACAAUGUUGUACUGGUGUAGACCAAUGGUAGACAUGGUUAUAAAUAUCUAUACUACCGAUACCUGAUGGGAAGGUUGUAACCUGUGUGUUGGCAGCUUUCCACGGUUGUGAUCAAUAUUGCUCUCACUUCUUUUUUUCGAAUGCUUGUUAAAUUGCAUAUAGCUUGAAUUUAAUAAAUUAUGUUGAUGAAA